Phragmites australis (common reed) is the source of this 1758-nucleotide messenger RNA. RefSeq lists its product as uncharacterized. Bases 9 to 1124 code for a protein of 371 amino acids. The record is from RefSeq and is a predicted model, not a curated record. Gene Ontology annotation, molecular function: 5'-nucleotidase activity; magnesium ion binding. Gene Ontology annotation, cellular component: cytoplasm. Lineage: Eukaryota; Viridiplantae; Streptophyta; Magnoliopsida; Poales; Poaceae. The transcript is spliced from 9 exons.
UCCUAAAUAUGGCUCUGCCCUCUUGGUCCACCGAGCGAGCCCUGGCCCACCAUUCGGAAAUGCGGGCCAUGACGAGCCCACCCCUCCUUUCGCUCUCACCGUCCCCGUGCUCUCUCCUCCUACGCCGCCUCCGCCGCUCCCGCGCCCCUCGCCGCCGGAACCCUAACCCUCUUCCUCCCCUCCGCCGCCGCAUUCCCCUCCCCCUCCUCCCCCCCGCCGCUAUGUCCUCCGCCUCCGCUACCACAGCUCCCGACUGCUUCGUCGCCGACCCCGGCGCCCUCGGCUGCAAGGUCGCGGCCAUCCGCGCCGCGGGCCCCGCCAAGCUCCAGGUCAUAGCCGACUUCGACGGCACGCUCACGCGUUACUGGUACGACGGCGCCCGCGGCCAGAGUAGCCAUGGGCUGCUGAGGCAGGGGAACGAGGAGUACGACGCCAAGAGGGAGGCGUUGUACGAGCACUACCACCCCAUCGAGAUCUGCCCCGACAUCCCACUUCCGGAGAAGGCGAAGCUCAUGGAAGAAUGGUGGGAGAAGACUCAUGGUCUCCUUAUUGAAGGUGGUCUUACAUAUGAAGCUAUAAAGAAAUCUGUGGCUGAUGCUUCAAUUGCUUUCAGAGAUGGUGUUGUUGAGCUCUUUGAAUUCAUGGAGGAGAGAGAUAUUCCGGUACUGGUAUUUUCUGCUGGCCUUGCGGACAUAAUUGAAGAGGUCUUCCGGCAGAAACUCCACCUAUCAUUCAAGAACAUCAAGAUUGUGUCCAACAGGAUGGUCUUUAACGAAGAAGGUCGUCUUGUAGCAUUUAAAGGGAAAACAAUUCAUGUUCUAAACAAAAAUGAGCAUGCCUUGGACAUGGCAGAUCCAGUGCAUGACAAUCUGGGAGAUCCAAAUGGAUCUAUUGAUGACUAUUCAUUGGUGAAGAAAAGGACUAAUGUGCUGCUACUUGGUGAUCACAUUGGGGAUCUGGGCAUGUCUGAUGGUUUAAACUAUGAAAACAGGAUUGCUGUUGGAUUCCUGAAUACCAACAUUGAGAAAUCUCUGAAGGAUUACUCCAAGGCAUUUGACAUUGUAUAUCUGAAUGAUGCUCCAAUGUGGGGAGUUGUUGAGCUUGUGUCUGAAUUAUGUACGUAAUCAAAUGAUCUUUCACUAGGAAAUCGUUCCCUAAAUUUAACAGCCGCUGCAGUCCACUCACCUGGAAAUCUGGAGAUUUCACUCCCUCAACUUGCUAACCAUCCAAGCUUGCUUCAUAAGAAGCAUUGUACAGGCUAGAGAGCCCUUGGAACAAUGAUCCCUAUCUACUUGUAAGUUAAUCCAAAUUCGUGUGAUAUCCAGAUCAUGUGCACUAUGAAAUUUUUAACAAUACUCUCAGAAGCCAUUUGCCGUCAUUGUUUCACCUCCUAUGAUGGCUCAUUUAUUCUUUUUAAAAGUAAAAAUAAUCUUGUGGGUGAAGCAAUGCGUAAAUGAGUUGGAAAAAUAGCUGCAGGAGGAUGCAAGGUAGGGAAGACACAUGAACUGAAUGUCUGAACCCAUCAUCUUCCAGAAUCUACUCAACGCCAAUGAGAAACCCAUCUAUCAGUAAAGCUAUGCAUGGCUGUAUCAUAACUCUUGGGUUAUUUGGUGUGCCACUUUCAUACAACUUUCUUUUUCUGAUCAAGUGCUUUGCAACUUGCAAGAAUCAUGAGAUCACAUGAAGUGAAUGAAAUGUAUCAUCACAAGCUGCGUCAUGAUAUCAUGUACCAAAUAAUUAUCCUGGUACACAAUUUUA